GAGUCAUGGCGUCUUACAGUAAGCUGUCAGAUCUUUUCCCUAUUCAAAGCCAGCUAGACUAUGCUUUAGAGGACGCGACGACUCAAGAAAAGAAGGAAAAUCUCGUACAUCAGUAUUUGCACAAAAUAGACGAAAAGGGCGAUUUAAUUAUACCGGAUUUUGAAGAAGGACUGGAAUGGUUGAACACAGACGGCCCACUGUCAUUCAGGAAGGAACUGUCAGGCAAAGUGGUGGUGCUUGACUUCUUCACCUACUGCUGCAUAAACUGCAUGCACCUACUUCCUGAUCUACACCAGCUGGAGCAGAGUUACACCGUAGAAGAUGGUCUGGUUGUCGUAGGUGUGCACUCGGCCAAAUUCCCCAAUGAGAAAGUCCUACAGAACGUAUGCAGUGCGGUGUUAAGAUAUGACAUCACCCAUCCCGUAGUGAACGACAGCGAUGCCCGCCUGUGGCAGGAUCUUGAGGUGUCCUGCUGGCCCACCCUGGUGCUGCUGGGACCCAGGGGGAAUCUGCUUUUCUCCCUGGUGGGUGAAGGCCAUCGAGAACAGCUCUUCCUUUUCACUGCUGCUGCCCUCAAGCACUAUAGAGAACUAGGGCUGCUCAAGGACCAUGAUGUGGGAAUUAAACUGUAUAGAGAAUCCCUGCCCCCUUCCAUCCUCUCUUUCCCUGGGAAAAUAGCCAUGGACCCCAGGAGCAAGCGGUUGGCUAUUGCCGACACAGGACACCACAGGGUACUGGUGAUCUCCAAUACCGGGCAGGUGCUGCACACUAUAGGGGGUCCCUCGAGUGGGAGACAAGAUGGAAAUUUGUCCGAGGCACAGUUCAGCUCCCCACAAGGGGUGUUCAUAAAGGGAGACACGGUCUACGUGGCUGACACUGAGAACCACCUUGUUAGAAAGAUCAACCUUUCAGAAGGAAAAGUCUCGACUUUAGCUGGCAUUGGCGUUCAAGGCACAGAUAAAGAAGGCGGAGCACCGGGACCAGAACAGCCAAUCAGCUCUCCCUGGGAUGUUACCCUUGGCAACGCAGGUGGUGAUGUGUUGUGGAUAGCCAUGGCAGGAACGCAUCAGAUCUGGGCUCUCUUCCUAGAGGACGGGAAGCUUCCCAAAGGGAGCAACAGCAAAAAAGGAACAUGUGUGCGCUUUGCGGGCAGUGGGAAUGAGGAGAACAGAAAUAACGCGUACCCUCAUAAAGCGGGUCUGGCUCAGCCGUCAGGCCUGGCUCUUGCCCCGACUGAGCCCUGGGAGUGUCUCUUUAUCGCUGACAGUGAGAGCAGCACCAUUCGGAGCCUUUCACUGAAGGAUGGAGCAGUCAAACAUGUGGUGGGGGGAGAGAGAGACCCUCUGAACCUGUUUGCGUUUGGAGACGUUGAUGGUAAAGGCAUAGAUGCAAAACUGCAGCAUCCAUUAGGAGUGUGCUGGGAUGAGGGCAACAGCCUCCUCUAUGUGGCCGAUUCUUACAAUCACAAGAUCAAAGUGGUGGAUCCAAAGACUAAGCAGUGCAGGGUGCUCGCAGGCACAGGGAAGGCUGGGAACGGACUCGGCCCGAGCUUUCUGGACUCCAGCUUCAACGAACCCGGAGGCCUGUGUCUGGGCGAGGGAGGAAAGCUGCUGUAUGUGGCGGACACCAACAACCAUUGCAUCAAAGUCCUGGACCUGGAGACCAAAACGGUCUCUUUGUUUCCCAUUUUAGUUCAGCAAGAAGUUGAUGCUGUCAUCACAACCGCCACUAGCAACACACCUGCGGUGAGAAAGCUUCCCAAGCUUCCCAAAUCAGCCCCAGUCCUUACAAUGCCAUCAAUCACAGUUUCUUCAGGCCAGUCAGUCACUCUUUCGCUGAAAUUGGCACUACCGGCUGGGACCAAGCUGACCGAAGAAGCCCCUAGUUUCUGGAGCUUAUCUGCAGAAGGUAAUGAGUGGUUACUGGAAGGGCGAGCUGUCAUGGGGAGCAUCGGUGAUCUCUCUGAACCCAUCUCGAUCGUCUCAUCCAUCCCAGCGGCCCCUGCGUCCCCAGACCCCAUCCUGACGCUCGACGUCUGGGUCUACUGCUGCCUUGUUGGGGGCGGGGCUUGUAUGAUGAAGGCAGUGUCCUUUAAACAGCCUCUUCUGAUUGGUUCCACACCUCAGGAAGGUUCUGUUGCUGUGACGCUUGAGCAUGCCUUUUAAAACAAGUGUAUGUCCAAAGAUCUUGGAGCACAUUUAAAGGGAUGGUUUAACCAAAAACAAAAAUUCUGUCAUUUACUCACCCUCAUGUCGUUCCAAAACUGUGACUUUUUCUGUGAAACACAGUAGAAGAUAUUUUGAAUGUUGGUAACCAAACAAUUUCAGUUACUAUUGACUCACAUUGAACAGACCAAAAUUUACAGUGUAAAUCAGCGGGAAUCAACUGUUUGGAUACCAGCCUUAUUCAGAAUGUUUUGAUUUAUGUUGCUUAGAAUAAGUCAUACAGGUUUGAGGGUCUUGGGUCGUCCAGAAAUGAAAACGGUAAUUUACUCACCCUCAUGUUCUUUUUAAAUCUGUCUGAAACUUUUCUUCUGUGAAACUUUGGUUCAUAUGAUUUAAAAAAAAAAAAAAAAAAAAAUAUUCAUUGGGGUUGUUUUGUAUGGAAGCCUGUUUCUGCCAUAGGAUAAAAAAAUAAAUACUUAAAGGUGACUGCAACUCUGUUUUUAUAUCUCGCAUUUAAAAAAAAAAAGUUUUUGUCUGUAUAAUGAAAGUCAGUGGGGUCCAAAAUUAUGGAAGCUUGUUUCCAUCACAGGAUAUAAAAAUAAAAAGGGUAAUUGUGAAUUAAUUUCACAAUUCUGACUUUUUUCCCCUUAAAAUUGUGAGAAAAGUCCAGAUUGUGAGGGGGGGAAAAAUACAAUUUUAAACUAAAAAGUCGCAAUUACUUUUUAAAAUAAAAUUGAAUUGGCAGAUUGCAAGAAAGUCAAAAUUGUGCAAAAAAGUCUUGAAAUUCAAAUAUUUUCAGAAUAGUUUUUCUUAGAAUCGUGAGGGAAAAACUCAGAAUUCUGACUUGCUUGCAAUUCUGAGUUUACAUCCCCCAUUUCUGCUUCUUUUUUCCCCAUCACGGAAUAAAAAUGGUAAAAAGUAAUUGUGACUUUAUGUUAAAAAUCUUUUUUUUCUCACAAUUUUGUCUUUUCCCCUCAGAAUUGCAAAAGAAGUCUAAAUUGUGAGGGGGAAAAAGAAAUCAGAAUUGUGAGAUUAAAAAGUCACAAUUUCCUUUUUUAUUUUUAUAUACUGUGGCGGAAACAAGAUUUUGAUAGUUUUGGACCCCAUUGACUUUAAUUAUAUAGACGACAACUUUUUUUUAAAUCAGAAUUGUGAGAUAUAUGCUCAGAAUUCAGACUUUCUUGCAAUUCUGAAUUUAUAUCUCCCAUUUCUGCUAUUUUUUUUUUCUUUUUUUUCCCGUCAUGGAAUAAAAAUUUAAAAAAUAAUAAUAGUGACCUUUUUAUCUUAAAAAUGUAUCUCUUUUUUUUUUCUCACAAUUGUCUUUUUUCCCUUGGAAUUGUGAUAAAAGUCUAAAUUGUCACAAUUUCCUUUUUUAUUUUUAUAUCCUGUGGCGGAAACAAGUUUCCAUAGAUUUAGACCCCAUUGACUUUCAUUAUAUAGACCAAAACAUUUUUUAUCAGAAUUGCGAGAUAUAAACUCAGAAUUCUGACUUUCUUGCAAUUCUGAGUUUAAAGCUCCCAUUUCUUAUUUAUUUUAUUUUUUUUUUUGUUUCCAUUAUGGAAUUUGAAAAAAAUGGUAAAAAGUUAUUGCAACUUUUUAUCUUUAAAAAUAUCUUUUUUCCUCCAAUUCUGUCUUCUCCCCCCCCUUGGAAUUGUGAGAAGUGUCCAAAUUGCAGAGAGAAAAAAAGGCAGAAUUGUAAGAUUUAAAAGUCACAAUUACCUUUGUUAUUUUUAUAUCCCGUGGUGGAAACAAGCUUCCAUAGUUUUGGGCCCCAUUGAAACAAAAACAUUUUUUUCCUCUUUUUGUGCUUGGUAGAAGAAAAACAGAACAACAUGAGGGUGAGUAAAUGAUGACACCAUUUUAUUUUACUCACCCUCAUGUUGUUUGUAUGAAACAUUUCUGUGAAACACAACGCUGGAAAAUGUGUUUUGUUGUUGUUGUUUUUUCAUAUGAUAAAAAAAAUUAGAUUCAUUGGGGUUGUUUUGUAUGGAAGCCUCUUUCUGCCUCGGGAUAAAUAAAUAAAGGUAACUGCAACUCUAUUUUACAAAUCAGACUUCUCACAAUUCUGAGAAAAACAACGUUGAAAGUAUCAGAAUUGCGAGAUAUAAACUUCCUAGUUACAUCUCCCAAUCACAGAAUAAAAAUGAAUUGAAAAGUAAUUUUUUUUUUUCCUCACAGUUCUCUCUCUUUUUUUUUCGCCCUCGGAAUUGUGAGAAAAGUCCAAACUGUAAGGGGGAAAAAGUCAGAAUUAUGCAAGUCACAAUUACCUUUUUAAUUUUUAUAUCCUGUGGUAGAAACAAGCUUCCAGAGUUUUGGACCCCAUUGACUUUCAUUAUAUUGACAAAAACAUUUUUUUCCUCCUUUUGUGUUCCAUAGAAAAAAAAAGCAGAACGACAUGAAAGUGAGUAAAUGAUAUUUUUAGGUGAAUAUCCCAGUAAGAUUCAAAUCGCAUCCCGCGGUUAACACAUACUGUAGUAAUCAGACACUUCACAUGCUUGUCAUCAGGCUAAUGACGGAUUGCAAGUACUAAUUGUAGAGUGAAGAUCUGACUGUUAAAUCUUGACAAAUAUUGAACAAAGUGCCUCAUUCUCAUCAGCAAUAUUUUUUGUGCUUCUGCUAGGAGUGUUUCACAUGAUUAAGCUUGUGUAAUGCCUUUGUUAAAUAGCCUGAUAUCAUUAUCAGCCAUCUUCAUUCAGUCACUCACAUGCUCUCACACAACAAUAUUUGAAAUUAUGCAGUGUAGUGUAAAAUGUAGCCAGUGUCAGCUGCUCUGACAGCCUUUGAUGGUUGGAUUGGCUGAUAUUAUUAUUUCCCGCACUGCACAUUUUUUUUAAUGAUAUGGUAUGAUACCGUAAGGCAGUCUUGUAAAUGAGCAAGUCUGACUUAAUGCUAUUUAAUUGGCAUUAUUUAUUAUUGUUUACCAGGCUUAAGUGCCUUUUCGAUGAGCAAUACACUUUAUAUGAAUGAGUAAUGUGUUGGAAAUCAAGCAGCGACAUUAAUUUCAGUGUUCAAUCUUUUGUGGAAUGGAAUCAUGAGCCAUUUACAUCUACAUAUUAAUGUUUUCUGAAAUAAUAGCCUCUCAGUUAAGCAUUAACAGUGGAACUACGAUGUAUUCCUAAAGCUGGCUGAUGCAUCAUGGAUCAUGUGCUUGUAGAUCAUGCACUCGGAGAGUGUGAGUGUGAAUCAGACCAGGUGAUUCUUCUAGACGCUGUGUAGAAAUGGCCACCAAGAUUGUACUGUUGUUGUUUUUGCUUGCUUUUCCUGUGGCAGUUCUAGACCAUAAACUAUUUAAUAAAAACAAAAUUGAUCUCUUUUC
Messenger RNA from Labeo rohita (rohu), 5481 nucleotides. It is a transcript of the gene nhlrc2, whose product is annotated as NHL repeat containing 2. Bases 6 to 2165 code for a protein of 719 amino acids. The transcript is spliced from 11 exons. Gene Ontology annotation, molecular function: protein binding. The record is from RefSeq and is a predicted model, not a curated record. NCBI's taxonomy places the organism in Eukaryota, Metazoa, Chordata, Actinopteri, Cypriniformes, Cyprinidae.